AUUUUUAGUAUUAACGCGGAAUAAAAUUUUGCGCAUUACUUAUAUGCACAAAUAAAUUUUGAAUCAGUUUAAAAUGAGUAAAAAUAACGAUUUUAACUCUAAAGUUCUGCAAUAUGAAGAUUUCCUGAAUUCCAAGUUAAAAUCUGAUCUCCUUGAGGUCCAUAAACAACGUGAUUUAGUUUAUAAAGAAAUGGCUGAGUAUCUUCAGUUGAAAAAAACUAUUGAAAUAAUACAACAACAGCAAAAGGAAAACAUCAACUCUCAUAAGCAAUUUGAAUUACGUACUAAAAUAGAUUUAGGGUGUAAUUUUUACUGUCAGGCACUUAUUCCAGAUACAUCUUUUGUGUAUGUUUCAGUUGGUUAUGGAUACUUUGUUCAAAUGACUUUAGAAGAAGCAAUUAUUUUUAUAAAUAAGAAGAUGAAAAUUCUUACAGAAAAAAGUGAUCGUUUUGUAAAAGAUUCAGCAAAAAUAAAAGCUCAUAUUAGAUUAGUGAUGGAGGGCUUAAGAGAAAUUCAAAAUUUAAAUGUAGAGAAAUAAAGUUUGCUUUAUAUAAAUUUAAUGGAGAUUAAGUAUGAUACACAGAACACUAAAAUGAAUCAUGAUUAUUACAUUAUGUUUAUAUAUGCUCUUAGUAUGCUGAGAAUUUUAGUUAUAAUAUUUAACAGUUGUUUUAAUAAAAUUAAAAUGUGCUUUUUUUAUAUCAAUUUUUUCCUAUUUGUGGAACCUUAAUUAUCAAAAUUAAUAUUGAUAAAUUAUUGAAUAUUAAAAUUGCAAAAAUUUAUGCGUUUAAAACAACUUUGAUGAUUUUAAUGAGUCAAUUGGCAUGAAAGUGUCAAAUCAGACUUAUUCAUCUUUCAAAAAUAAUUAUUAAUUAAAAUUAAAGUGUCAAAUCAUACUUAUUCAUCUUGUAAAAAUAAUGUAUAUUGGUUUGAAACUGAAUAAAUUAUGCUUCAAUGU
Molecule: messenger RNA, 958 nt
Organism: Hydra vulgaris (swiftwater hydra)
Lineage: Eukaryota; Metazoa; Cnidaria; Hydrozoa; Anthoathecata; Hydridae
Source: RefSeq, a predicted model, not a curated record